Molecule: messenger RNA, 1678 nt
Organism: Gekko japonicus
Lineage: Eukaryota; Metazoa; Chordata; Lepidosauria; Squamata; Gekkonidae
Gene: INO80B
Product: INO80 complex subunit B
Exons: 4
Coding region: 62-979 (305 amino acids)
Biological process (GO): chromatin remodeling
Cellular component (GO): Ino80 complex
Source: RefSeq, a predicted model, not a curated record
GAUUGGGGUUCCCCCAGAGGAGGCCCCCGCGGAGCUUCAGGCUCCCUCCGGAGAUUCCUUUAUGAGUAAAGCGUGGCGGAGGGUCGAGGCGGGCGGCGGCAGCGGCGGCCUCAGGAUGGAAGGCGCCGGGCGAGGCGAGGACGAUGAAUCCAACGGCCACGGGUCUCACAAGAAGAAGCAUAAGAAACAUAAGAAAAAGCACAAGAAGAAGCAUCACCGCGAGGACAUCGGGGGGACCGCAGGGGACGUGGGCCCUGCCCUCCCAAAGCCUCAGCUGAAGCUCAAGAUCAAACUGGGAGGCCAGAUCCUGGGGACCAAGAGGUACUCCAAGGGGAUCUAUGAGGACAGCAACCUGGAACCCUCCCCCCUGCCUGAGCUCGACGCGGAGAUCGGCUUCCCGGCCCGGGAGGAAGAGGAGGAGCAGCGCUGGCUGGAUGCCCUGGAGCGAGGAGAGCUGGACGACAACGGGGAGCUCAAGAAGGAGGUGGACGAGUCCUUGCUCACGGCCCGGCAGAAAGCGCUGCUGCACAAGCAACAGAGCCAGCCGCUGCUGGAGCUGCCGAUGGGCUACAAGGCCAAGGAGCUGACGGAGGAGAUGCUGGUGAAGCGGGAGGAGCGGGCCCGCAAGCGGCGCCUGCAGGCCGCCAAGAAGGCCGAGGAGAGCAAGAACCAGACCAUCGAGCGGCUCACCAAGACCAGCAAGGCCAAGGUCAAGACCCUGCGGGAGCGCAAGGCCAAGGGCGGGGCCGUCCCCACCGUCUGCUACCGCAGCGCCGCCCGCGGCGUCACCGUCUCCUUCCCUCCGGGGGCCGCCCUCCCCCUCCUGCCCUCCGUCGCGCCCGCUCCGCCUCCACCCACCCCGUGUGGGGUCAGCGGGUGCCCCAACCUCAAGCGCUACUCCUGCUCGCGCACCGGGGUGCCCCUCUGCAGCCUGGCCUGCUACAGGAAGAACUUGUUGCUCCAGCAGGCGGCAGCCUAGCGCUUCCCCUUCCGCCGGGACCCCCUGGAAGUUGUCCUCUCCGGCUGACUUUCUCACGCGGCUCACCCAGGUGGAACUCAGACCCUGGAGAAAGGCAUCCGUGGCGUACUCUGUGUCAAGGCAGGCUGCGGGACAGAGACGCGUGGUCCGCCCAUCCGAGAUGCUGCGAGGAGCUUGCCGGAUGAACGACGCCUGCCCAACAGUGGGCGAGGACAAGGCUCCGCAAGCCAGCGGAGAAUCGGAUGUGGUGGUGGGCGCCCCGAAGCUGCCAUUCCCCGGACGCAGCGAGGUGAGUGAGUCUUGUCGACGGAGCCCGCAAUUCUAGCAGCUCUGCGCUGCCGAGAAGCACAUGCUGUAUCCUGGCACUGUUUGGCGCAGCCGCUUUCUGGAGAUUCGGGGCGCCGUCGGCGUUGCGCGGAGCCAAGGUAGCGCUUCGGGUGUGCCGCUGUGUAUGCCGCUGACAUUGUGUUUGUCGGGCUGUACGGCGCACGGAGCAAGUGGGGGGGGGCGUCAAGACUCCCCCCGCACCUUUUCCUGUGGACUUCCCGUCCGUUUCAGAGCCCCCCGCUCUCUUUCCACCGGCAGGCUGUCGAGUGGGAAUGGGAAAGAACAGGUGACGCUCUGCAGUCUUAAACUAGGCCCUAGAGCUCAUUGCUUUUUGAAGAAAUGUGGAUUCUUUAAUAAACGAUACUUUGAAGA